Messenger RNA from Durusdinium trenchii, 935 nucleotides. NCBI's taxonomy places the organism in Eukaryota, Dinophyceae, Suessiales, Symbiodiniaceae. The record is from the annotation of a GenBank genome assembly.
UGGGGCCAUGCCAUCCACCUCCAUGAUGAUUUCCAGAGCGAGUACCCCACCAGUCAGCCCAGAAAGCGGAAAGCGGACGUGUCCACCGCAGAAAGCGAGCCUGCAAAAACAGGUGUGACGGAGCCGAAAGAUCGGUUCCUCUGCGAGGAAAAGCGCACCUGGUGACCUGGUGUCAGCCCCAAAAAUGCUCAAAAGAUGACUUGCCUGAGGCUGUUGCGUUCUACUUUUUGUGCGGAUCCCCCCCAGCUGCUAUCACGUCAUCAAAUCCCUUUGGACAAACAUUGGGAAAACAGGAAAAAUCCUCGAGGUGUGGGCGAUUACCUGCGUGCGAUCACUACACCUCAGCGGAAGUUGACCGGUGGAGAGGAAGGGGAAGAAGGUGGCAUGGCUGAAGCCUUGGGCGCGUCUGCCGGCGAGCAAACCAAGGCCGUGCUGGUGAUCCCCCGGGGCUUUCCCUUCCAACGGGUCAUAGAUGAGAUCGCGGAGAAUAACAAGAUGGAUAGCUACGUAGGCCUGGUAUUUGAAAGGCCCUUCGUCGACCAGGACUGAGACGCCUGGUGCGCGGCCAGUGGGCUCCCAGUGGGCUCCAGCGCAGAAGAAGUUUUCAGAAGACGGUACUCGGGGAACCUUCAAACGUAUUGUCGCAGAUGGGAAAGGAAUUGAAGACUCAUUUGUUGUGAUGGUCAGCCGGAUCGUUCUCUUUGAACAUUUAUUCAUUAUUUUCUAAUAUAUAGAGUGCUGAAUUGGUCGUUGCCUAGUUCUUUGCCGGAGGCCAUCCUUCUAAAGGCACAUUGAUUUUGCUAGAGAUUUAUUUCUGAACAUUCUCGCCAAGUCUGCAUGACUUGCCCCUCUUUCUGGCGCCAUGGUGAGCGCGGCUUUUGAAAGCGCGAGUUUCAUGGCUGGCCACAACGGAAGAUGCCAGCUUCACUGAAGAG